Homarus americanus (American lobster) is the source of this 1207-nucleotide messenger RNA. Its product is annotated as aldo-keto reductase family 1 member B1-like. Gene Ontology annotation, molecular function: aldose reductase (NADPH) activity. The record is from RefSeq and is a predicted model, not a curated record. The coding region runs from base 16 to 1068 and encodes 350 amino acids. Gene Ontology annotation, cellular component: cytosol. NCBI's taxonomy places the organism in Eukaryota, Metazoa, Arthropoda, Malacostraca, Decapoda, Nephropidae. The transcript has 9 exons.
CGCUUGAUUCAUCUCAUGCUCUCAGCAGCCAGCCUCACGAUAGGGAGGGUGUGCUAUCUCUGCGCCAGGUUAUAUCAUCUCUCGUACCUGCCCCAAAUCUGCAGAUUUUCAACAAUGGCACCCAGUGCCCCAUCAGUAACACUCAACAAUGGGCAGACGAUGCCAAUUAUAGGUCUUGGCACUUGGAAGUCAAAGCCUGGUGAGGUAACACAAGCUGUCAAGGAUGCCAUUGCCUGUGGAUAUCGUCAUAUAGAUGGUGCUCUUGUUUAUGGCAAUGAAUGUGAAGUCGGUGCUGCUAUUAAGGCGAAGAUUGAGGAUGGGACCGUGAAACGGGAAGACCUUUUCAUUACUAGUAAGCUGUGGAACACCUUCCAUAGCAAAAGCUUGGUGAUACCUUCACUGAAGGAGUCGUUAAGCAAUUUGGGGCUUGAUUACCUGGACCUGUACCUCAUCCACUGGCCAUUGGGCUACAAGGAGAAUGCUGAACUUUUCCCCAAGAAUGAAGAUGGAGAGAUUUUGUAUUCUGAUGUUGAUUACCUGGAAACCUGGGCAGCUGUUGAGGAGGCUGUGGACAAAGGUCUUGUCAGGAGCAUUGGUGUAUCCAAUUUUAACAAAGAUCAAGUUCAGAGGAUUUUAAACAAUUGCCGCAUCAAGCCUGCAGUUAACCAGGUUGAGUGCCAUCCCUACUUGAACCAGACAAAGUUGAUUGAAUACAGCAAGUCCAAAAACAUUUAUAUCACUGCUUACAGUCCUCUAGGAUCUCCUGACAGGCCUUGGGCCAAACCAGAUGACCCUUUGCUGAUGGAUGAUCCUAAGGUUGUGGCCUUAGCUGACAAGUACAAGAAAACAUCUGCCCAAAUUCUUAUUCGCUAUCAGAUCCAACGUGAUGUCAUUGUCAUCCCGAAGUCUGUCACAAAGUCCAGGAUUGAGUCCAACUUUCAGGUAUUUGACUUCAGUUUGUCAGAUGAGGACAUGAAGACCAUUGACACCAUUGAUUGCAAUGGGCGUGCUCUUCACCUCAACUGGGUAAAGGAUCACAAGGAUUGGCCAUUUAACACAGAGUUUUAGACCAAGUACUUCACCUCUAUCACCUCUAUUUAUAAAAUGUUAUCAUACUGUAAACUUAGGUGGUGUAGAUAAAACAAUGUAUUAAAAAAAAUCUAACUAGAUUUGUGAAGUACAGUAAUAAAUUUCAGUGUCAAAGGUU